This is a messenger RNA of Cylas formicarius (sweet potato weevil), 1064 nucleotides long. RefSeq names its product protein-L-isoaspartate(D-aspartate) O-methyltransferase-like. Gene Ontology annotation, cellular component: cytoplasm. Lineage: Eukaryota; Metazoa; Arthropoda; Insecta; Coleoptera; Brentidae. The transcript is spliced from 5 exons. The record is from RefSeq and is a predicted model, not a curated record. Gene Ontology annotation, biological process: protein modification process. Bases 145 to 879 code for a protein of 244 amino acids. Gene Ontology annotation, molecular function: protein-L-isoaspartate (D-aspartate) O-methyltransferase activity.
UGUAACCUGUAAAUGCUUGUAACGAAAAUUUGACGAUUUUUAUGGCAGCAGUCCAAAUUAUUAUUUGGUUUUUCGGUUGCGGUACACGAUUUAAGACGUCGGCUUCAUAACGAAAGGCGGUUUCAACGUACCCACCUUGUUUGGAUGAAUAAGGCCAUCUUUAUUUCACUUGCAUGUUCGCUCCCGGUCUUUGAAAUGGCUUGGAGAUCGCACGGCCGCUCUAAUUUAGAAAUGGUUAGGAACCUGCGUGCUAACGGUAUUAUAAAAAGCGAUACUGUUGAGAACGCGAUGCUCGCGGUCGAUCGUAGUCAUUAUUCGAAAAACAAUCCCUUCAUGGACGCCCCGCAGAGCAUAGGUUUCGGGGUGACAAUAAGUGCUCCCCAUAUGCAUGCCCACGCUUUAGAACUACUAAGGGAUCAGCUGGAAAAUGGCACUCGUGCGCUCGACGUUGGUUCUGGUAGUGGUUAUCUCACGGCUUGUAUGGCCAAGCUUAUGGGUAAUAAAGGUAUUGCUGUCGGCGUGGACCACAUACCGGAGUUGGUCGAAACGUCAGUGCAAAACAUGAACAAAGGCAAUGCAGAUUUGUUGGAGUCGGGACAAGUGAGGCUUGUGGUUGGGGACGGAAGGCAAGGUUACCCCGAAUUUGCACCAUAUGACGCAAUUCACGUGGGUGCUGCGGCUGCCACCUUGCCCCAAGCACUUAUCGAUCAGUUGAAGGUUGGAGGCCGGUUAAUAGUGCCCGUGGGUCCAGUUGGUGGGGACCAACAGCUGGAGCAAAUAGACAAGAAUGAGGAUGGUACGAUUACUCGCAAGGUGCUUAUGGGCGUGGUGUAUGUACCUUUGACCGACAAAGAUCACCAGUGGCCUCGUACCUAUUGACCUUUACUGAUAACGAUGUUUUUUCUUCUAUCGUUGUUGCUUCUCGGUUACAUGUACCUGUAUAUUAUGUAAAUAUUUAAUUUAACUAUUUAAGUUUUCAGCGCUCCACUCUGUGCUAGGCUAAAUUUUGGUGUCGAUAUUAUUUUCCUUGGCAAUGUAGCUAAAUAAAAAAAAUCAUUAUAAAA